Clupea harengus (Atlantic herring) is the source of this 1807-nucleotide messenger RNA. RefSeq names its product protein phosphatase methylesterase 1 (gene ppme1). NCBI's taxonomy places the organism in Eukaryota, Metazoa, Chordata, Actinopteri, Clupeiformes, Clupeidae. The transcript has 14 exons. The record is from RefSeq and is a predicted model, not a curated record. Gene Ontology annotation, biological process: protein demethylation. Bases 186 to 1322 code for a protein of 378 amino acids. Gene Ontology annotation, molecular function: protein methylesterase activity.
UCUAUUUCAAGACGCGACAUGUUGUGGGAGGAGACCCUGCUUGGGCAGAAAGAAGAAUAAUUUUCUACCUGCCGCUUGUCCAAGAACGCUGGAAGUAUCUGCUGAUUCUGAGGGGAAAUCGUAUGGUGCGAACGGGGGCAAAAGAUUCACGACUCCACAGAAGGCUGUAACUCGCGUUGUGCAUCAUGGAGAAGCAACUACAUUUGAAUAUGUUACCAUCAAGACCUCCAAUGCCGGGAGGUUUGCAGUCUGGUUCCAAAAUGCGAAUGGGUCCUGGCCGGAAACGAGACUUCUCCCCCCUGCCUUGGAGUCAGUUCUUUGAAGUGAUGGAGGAUGUGGAGGUGGACAAUGACAACAGCAAAGACACGUUCCGUAUCUACAGCAGUGGUUCUGAGGGUCCCGUACUGCUGCUGCUUCAUGGUGGAGGACACUCCGCCCUCUCCUGGGCCGUCUUCACCGCGGUCAUCAUCAGCAGGAUCCACUGUCGAGUCGUUGCCAUGGAUCUCAGGGGACAUGGUGAUACGAAAGUGAAAAAUUCCGACGAUCUGUCUGCAGAGACCAUGGCCAAGGAUGUUGGUAAAGUGGUGGAAGCACUCUAUGGAGAAUCCCCGCCUCCUAUUAUGAUAAUUGGACACAGUAUGGGCGGGGCUAUAGCGGUUCACACAGCGGCAGCCAAUCACGUCCCAUCCCUGCUAGGCCUCUGUGUCAUUGAUGUGGUGGAAGGAACGGCGAUGGACGCCUUGAACAGUAUGCAGAACUUCCUCAGGAGUCGACCAAAAACCUUCAAGUCUGUGGAGAACGCCAUUGAAUGGAGUGUGAAGAGUGGGCAGAUCAGGAACAUGGAGUCUGCGCGUGUCUCUAUGGUCGGACAGGUGAAAAAGUGUGAGGAGCCCUUGAGUAGUCCAGGCAUCUCCAAGAGCAUCACUGAGGGAAUCAUCGAGGAAGAGGAGGAGGAGGAGGAGGAGGAAGAGGGAGAGACCAACCACAAGAGGAAGAAGGAGGACGACCAAGAGGUGAAGAAGGAGAGUCUGUACACCUGGCGUGUCGAGCUCUCAAAGACGGAGCAAUAUUGGGAGGGCUGGUUUCGCGGCCUCUCCUCUCUCUUCCUUAGCUGCUCCGUGCCAAAACUCCUACUGCUGGCUGGUGUGGACCGGCUGGAUAAAGAUCUCACAAUCGGACAGAUGCAAGGGAAGUUCCAGAUGCAGGUUCUCCCCCAGUGUGGACAUGCGGUACACGAGGACGCCCCAGACAAGGUAGCUGAUGCUCUAGCCACCUUCAUGGUGCGGCACAAGUUCACGUCGUUUAAGGAGGGCUUCCCAUGAUGACCCCAAUGUGGUGUCUGGUCCCUUGCUGCUCUGGAGCUGCCUGACGCACUGAGGCCCUCAGAUGUCAUUCUCCGUUUUGGCCAGCAGGGAGCGCCAGAGCUGCUCCGCAUGGUUGGACGUCUCCGCUGCAAAACCCUCUCAGCUCUUCAUCCUUAAAUUAAAGUUUUUAAGAGUUUUUAUUCAGAGGAGGUUCUUUAAAUUAUCGCCGCCAUUAUUGUCAAGCGUUUUUGUUUUUGUUUAUUUUUUUCAGACAGAAUUGAACCAGAGCUAAAUCACUACGCCUCUUGUGUUGAAAUCGCAGGGAUUGUUUUGUUUUGUUUUUUUAUUCUGCUACUUUGUUUCUCCCUGGGUCUUAGUCCCUGUGUGUCCUGCGAUGCCUUGCCUGCGUCGUCUUCAGUUUGGGGUGAUUGCAGAAUGUUGUGCUUCAUGUGUUGCCCAUGAAUGGUUUUGAUGAAAACAAUAAAUAUGAAAUAUAAUAGGAA